GUAAAAGAAACUGAAAGUCCUUUAGAGAUCUGCCUCCCUGCAGCCAUGGCUACCGCGGCGGAGGCUGUUGAUCUUGCUAAGAAUUUGCAGGACGAAUUGACUUGCUGCCUUUGCCUGGAUUUUUUUAACAAGCCAGUACUGAUUAUCAAAUGUUCCCACAGCUUCUGCAAGGAGUGCAUCUCUAAGCACUGCAAAAAGAUGGGGCCCAAGGCACUCUGCCCCAGGUGCAGGGGGGAGCUCCGUCAAAAUAAUUUGGUAGACAAUAGAUCACUUGCGAACAUAGUGGAAACUUACCAGCAGAUGAAGAAAAACCACCAGGAAUUGUGUGGACCCUCCUGGAGAGAUCAUCAAGCAGCCAGUGGAUCCCAGGAUCUGAAGUUGUCAGCUGGAGUUUUUCCAUAUCAGCUCAAGGAAGUGGUGAAAAUAAGUGAAGUCUGCAAACAAAUAGAAGCGGCGUGUGAAGCAAUUGGCAAGUGCACGAAGGACAGCGCUGAAAUGAAGGAUUCUGUAUCUCGGAUCAAAAGUUCCAUUGGAGAAGGCUUCAGUUUUAUGAAGAAGUAUAUUAAUGAUCAAGAGGAAAAGGUGCUGAAUGUUAUUGACGAAGAGUGUGCUGCAGCUCAACAAAGCAUAGACUUAAUGAAUGAGCAACUCAUAGCAAGAAUUCACAGGCUUUUGGAACUGCAAAGUAACUCUGAGGAAGUGAUUAAGAAUACCUCGCCAGAACAAGAAGUUUCCAUCGGUGAGCCUAUCAGAGUGACCGAAGUUGUUGUUGGUGUUCAGAAGAUUUCCGGCAUCGUAUAUGCCGUGGAAGAGUUCAGAAGGCAGUUGGAUAGGGCAGUGCUGGAAAAAUGCCCCAGGCAGCUGCCUCGUGAAUUUUCUCCAGGAAUAAGUAACAUUACUUGUGACUCUAAUGAUAUCCAAACCAACGUGGCAGAGGACGAAAUUGCCUCCACCAGCAAUUCUUCACUCCAUCAAGAUUCUCUUCAGGGAACCGGCUGCUCUUCUUCAGCAACAUCACCGGCCAGAGAUAGUCCAGUGCCAGCAAUUUCAAGUCAGUUUUCUCAGUGGGCAUCCCACGUGACUUUUGAUCCCAAGAGGGUCAACAACAUACUUCAACUCACAGCAGAUAAAAAGACAGUCUCUGUGACCCCUUGGGACUCUGACUAUGAACAUUGUCCAAAGAGAUUCCGCAUCAGCCAGGUGUUGGGCUCCCAGAGUUUCUCCCAAGGGUGUCACUACUGGGAAGUUAGCACCAGAAACAGCGCAGGAUGGGCUAUUGGUGUCGCCAGCGAGGACAUCGGUAGGAGUGACAAGCUAGGAAGAAGUGAGGUAUCCUGGUGCAUAGAAUGGUCAAGGAAAUGUCUCUCAGCAUGGCACAGAAAUCAAGAAACUCCAAUUAGUGAAGAGAAACCUCUGCAGGUUGGCGUUCUCCUUGACAUUCCAAGCAAUCGCUUAUCUUUUUAUUCCCUCACUGACAAGUUAACCCUUUUACAUCAGUUUGAAAUCAAUGUGGUAAACCCUGUCUACCCUGCUUUUUGGAUCUAUGGUACAGAUAUAGGUGGCUUCUUAACUAUAAACGAUAUCAAAAGGAAUUAACCAGAAGCGGUUUAGUCAUGCUGGCCACAUGACCCGGAAAGCUGUCUGUGGACAAACGCCGGCUCCCUCGGC
Lacerta agilis (Sand lizard) is the source of this 1668-nucleotide messenger RNA. It is a transcript of the gene RNF135, whose product is annotated as ring finger protein 135. Lineage: Eukaryota; Metazoa; Chordata; Lepidosauria; Squamata; Lacertidae. Gene Ontology annotation, molecular function: metal ion binding; protein binding. The transcript is spliced from 7 exons. The record is from RefSeq and is a predicted model, not a curated record. Bases 46 to 1596 code for a protein of 516 amino acids.